Molecule: messenger RNA, 564 nt
Organism: Lasiosphaeria miniovina
Lineage: Eukaryota; Fungi; Ascomycota; Sordariomycetes; Sordariales; Lasiosphaeriaceae
Exons: 4
Coding region: 304-564 (86 amino acids)
Source: RefSeq, a predicted model, not a curated record
GUUAUUAGCACGCUCUCCCAGACCCAGACACUUAUUCUAGUCCCCCCAACCGUGACGGCUCCAUGCACUGGCGGAACAAGAACAGUCACGUCCUACCCCCAGGGGCCCACGACGACCGUCUGGUCUACCGUGGUCAGGACGGCAACCGACGGGCAGGAAACAAGCUACUGGACAACGACCGUGGCCGCAACAGCGGUCUGUCAUUAUCCAUCAGGAAAUGUUAAGCGAGAAGUUGCUGCCACUGCCGUUGUCGCCGCAAUUACAUCGACAUACACGCAGACCACUCGUACGGUUACCAGCACAAUGAUUACGACUAUCCCGGGGAGGACGAGUACGGAACUCAUUCUCAAGACAGUAACGGCCACCAUAACACCUGCCGCUUCGACUAUCUGCGCCAACGGGGGUCAGCCCGGCGUCACCGUCACAGUGAACCGUGGCACCCCGACACUAGCCACCGAGACAAGCCUCGUCUAUCAGACAACUCACCUGUCUGGGACCUUAUAUAUAGGGUACGCUGGCAUUUUCACCAAACCCGUGCCAGGCUACUUUAUGGACUUCAGCUAA